This is a messenger RNA of Exophiala aquamarina CBS 119918, 1125 nucleotides long. RefSeq lists its product as uncharacterized. Bases 1 to 1125 code for a protein of 374 amino acids. Lineage: Eukaryota; Fungi; Ascomycota; Eurotiomycetes; Chaetothyriales; Herpotrichiellaceae. The transcript has a single exon. The record is from RefSeq and is a predicted model, not a curated record.
AUGGAACCUCCUGCUGGAAACACAUACUUCCCUGCUCCAGUCCAUGAUGUAUCCGAAGGGCUCAAUUUCCUGACAUCCUCAUCUUCGCUGUUCAAUCAUGGCCAUGAGCUGAAGCCAAAGAUUAGUCUGCUAGGGACUCGCUUAGGGGGAGGAUUAGCCGCUAUGUUAGCAUUGACACGACCGAACGAUGUCCAUGCAGUCACCAUGCUUGAACCAAUCGUUGACUGGGUGGGACUGGAUGAGACUAUCAAACAGCUUCAAGCAUCAACUGGGAAGCCCGUGGAGGGCAGGCCGUCGACGUCUAAAAGAGCUUCGCGGGAAAAGAAGCGCGCUUCACCUUUCACUGGCGUGAAUGAUAAAUCGGUGCUCGCAGCAGCUGAAGAACUAUCCAGGCUGCGGUCUAAACUGUUCAAGACACCUGCUGCUUAUUUCGAUCCCUUCGCGAGCCCGCUGCUGUUUCUACGUGCGGCAGGGAGGGAUACACCCCAGGAGACAAAAGGUGAUGUGUUGAUGCAAGAAAUGGGCCUUGAAAACAUCGAAGACACCGAAAACAUCGAAGACGAAUCAUUUGGGCCCUAUGACGACGACAGGGGACAGAACAGCCCAGGACCGACAAGUAGCGCAACGGGCGCUCUUUGCGACGAAUCUGCAAGACAGUCAUCGUCAGAUGGAGACUCCGCCGAAUCUGUCUCAGACAUUAUUGCACCUGAACAGAGCUCUGCAACGCCUCCGCAAGCCGCUCAUCCGCCUCGUCGACGCAAGGUCUUGCAACGCUGGCCGUCCGUCGGCAGACCCGAGGACGUUUUACUUCCAUACACCAAGAUUUUUCUUCGGGCUUCAAUCUCAAGCGAGAUGAAAGAACCCACAAACGCUGUAGACAACCUCUCUGACACUGUGAAUCUCGAGAACGGCUUGCGAGCGCUGCUUCAUGCACAAGGCACAGAGUUUGCGGAGCUGAUGCGACGUGCGUGUUUCUAUGGCCGCGAGAUCGGCUUUGCAAAUGAGAGAGUCAAAGUACACAACAUCGUCUCUAGUCAAUCCUCACCUAGUCUUGGGUUAGACGGUGGGUCGAACGUGCAUCAACGAGCAGUGCUCUGGGCGAAUGAAAUUCUGAAGGAAGACUGA